Molecule: messenger RNA, 1706 nt
Organism: Bombyx mandarina (wild silkworm)
Lineage: Eukaryota; Metazoa; Arthropoda; Insecta; Lepidoptera; Bombycidae
Gene: Ttc26
Product: tetratricopeptide repeat domain 26
Biological process (GO): intraciliary anterograde transport; intraciliary transport involved in cilium assembly
Cellular component (GO): intraciliary transport particle B; ciliary basal body; ciliary base
Molecular function (GO): intraciliary transport particle B binding; protein binding
Source: RefSeq, a predicted model, not a curated record
CUACUGUUUAUUUAAUUAAAAGUCAAGAGUUAUAUAAAAUGAUAUUAUCAAGAUCGAAACCGGCGUCCGAGAGUCGCUCGAGCACCGCCAGCAGUUCAGUAAAGAAGAACUUUCCAGAACUCGAAGAUUUUCUCUUGAAGAGAGAUUAUGUCGGUGCGCUGACUAUGCUAGAGUUCUUAAAACACGAAGGCAACAAAGACGUAUGGUGCGACGUGUGGUCGGCGUGGUGCUGGUUCCAUCUCGGCGACUAUCAGCGGGCGGCAGACGCCUACGUCAAAGUCAGAGAACACAACAAAAUAGAUGAAAGAAUAGCUGAUAAUAUAGAAAUGGAUAUUGCUGUGUGCUAUUUCUAUUUAGGGAUGUACAAGGAAUCGCAAGAGGCCGCCGAAAAAGCUCCAACAUGCACCUUGAAGAACCGACUACAGUUCCACUUGGCUCACAAGCUCAACGACGAGGAAGGUCUGAUGCGUACUCACGCUGCCCUUCGAGAUAUACCGGAAGACCAGCUCAGCUUGGCCUCAGUUCACUACCUGAGGGCUCAUUACCAGGAAGCUAUUGAUGUUUACAAGAAGUUGUUGCUCGAAAGACGGAGCUACAUGGCAUUGAAUGUGUACGUGGCGUUGUGUUACUACAAGCUGGAUUACUACGACGUGUCUCAAGAAGUACUGGGGGUGUAUCUCGCCCAGCAUCCUACCUCCACCGUCGCUGGGAACCUGAAGGCUUGCAAUCUUUUCAGGCUGUAUAACGGAAAAGCAGCCGAAAACGAAUUGAAGCUGAUAUCCUCAGACCAGCACACGUUCGGGCAGGAUCUGGUCAAACACAACCUUGUCGUAUUUAGAAACGGCGAGGGAGCCUUGAAGACCCUCCCUGGACUAGUAGACGUGGUUCCAGAAGCGCGUCUGAACUUGGCCGGGUACAGGCUCCGCAACAGGGAGCCGCUAGAAGCGAGGGUCCUGCUAGAGCCCUUGCACCCCACGUCGCCGCUACACUACAUACUGCGCGCUGUGGUCGCCGUCAGGAUAUACAACGACACUUCCGAUGAUGAGCAGAUGAAGCUAGCUCAGCAGAGUUUCCAUCUUGUGGGCAGUUCUGCGUCGGAAUGCGACACGAUCCCGGGACGACAGUGCAUGGCGUCCUCUUACUUCCUCGCCGGACAUUUCGAGGAGGUGCUGGUCUACCUGAACAGCAUCAAGAGUUUCUUCGUCAAUGACGACACAUUCAACUUUAAUUAUGCGCAGGCCAAAGUCGCAACCGGAUUUUACAGAGAGGCCGAAGAAUGCCUGUUGGCUAUACAGGACGAGAACAUGCGCAGCUCGUUUACUUACCUAGCCUGUCUCUGUCGAUGUCACGUCAUGAACAAGGACGCACAUCUCGCUUGGCAGAUAUGUGCUAAUUCCGCAGGCACCCCGGACAGCUUUGCACUGCUACAGCUGGUCGCGAACGACAGCUACCGAAUGGGUCAGUUCCUGGUGGCGGCCAAAUGCUUUCACAUGCUGGAUCGUCUGGACGGCGGCCCGGAGAUGUGGGAGGGUCUGAGGGGAGCCGUGUGCGGAUGCGCUCAAGCUGCUGCAGCCAACAAACCGGGAGCGGCUGCCGAACUGCGGGACGCACUGGCUCUGCUCAAAGGACCAAGAGCUCAUCCGAGAGCUGACCACGUGGUCCGUCCUAUAGCUAAAUGGGCCCAGCAAAAUAGAAUACCGAUUUGA